UCAUUACGAACGACACUUCCUUGCGUGUCGGACGCGUGCGCGUACGGUGAGUUUAGUGACGCUGUGUCCUGUUGGUGAGAGCCGCGACACUCCGCGGUACCCGUUUAAUUCCAUACCUAGUGUUUCGCCGUUUAAUCAGAAUGGAUCCCGCAAAAAUGACUAUGAUGCCGCACAGCAAGAAACGCGUCUGCUACUAUUACGACAGUUUAGGUGAUAUCGGUAAUUAUUAUUACGGCCAAGGACACCCCAUGAAGCCACAUCGUAUAAGGAUGACGCACAACCUGCUAUUAAACUAUGGCCUUUACAGAAAGAUGGAGAUAUAUCGACCUCAUAAAGCCACAGCAGAUGAGAUGACAAAAUUUCAUAGCGAUGAGUACAUUAGAUUUCUGAGAUCAAUAAGGCCGGACAACAUGUCUGAGUACAACAAACAAAUGCAACGAUUUAACGUAGGAGAAGACUGCCCUGUCUUUGAUGGCUUGUAUGAGUUUUGUCAAUUAUCAGCUGGUGGAUCUGUAGCUGCUGCUGUAAAACUUAACAAGCAAGCCUCAGACAUUUGCAUUAACUGGGGUGGUGGUUUACAUCAUGCCAAGAAGAGCGAAGCGUCAGGUUUUUGUUAUGUAAACGAUAUUGUCCUUGGUAUUCUGGAAUUACUAAAAUAUCAUCAGAGAGUUUUGUACAUUGAUAUUGAUGUUCAUCAUGGCGAUGGUGUAGAAGAGGCUUUCUACACAACGGAUAGAGUGAUGACUGUCUCAUUUCAUAAGUAUGGUGAAUACUUUCCUGGAACUGGAGAUCUACGUGAUAUUGGAGCAGGAAAGGGAAAGUAUUAUGCAGUGAAUAUACCUUUGAGAGAUGGCAUGGAUGAUGAAAGUUACGAAUCCAUAUUUGUUCCCAUUAUCUCCAAGGUUAUGGAAACCUUCCAACCUUCUGCUGUUGUUCUGCAAUGUGGUGCUGAUUCAUUAACUGGCGACCGAUUAGGAUGCUUCAACUUGACAGUGAGAGGUCAUGGUAAAUGCGUGGAAUUCGUGAAAAAAUAUAAUUUGCCGUUUUUGAUGGUGGGAGGUGGCGGCUAUACAAUCAGAAAUGUGUCCAGAUGUUGGACAUAUGAGACGUCUGUAGCUUUGGGAUGUGAAAUUGCAAAUGAACUUCCAUAUAACGAUUACUUUGAAUACUUUGGUCCUGACUUCAAGCUGCACAUUAGUCCCUCGAAUAUGGCGAAUCAAAAUACACCAGAAUAUCUCGAGAAAAUAAAAACAAGAUUGUUUGAGAACUUGAGGAUGCUACCUCAUGCACCUGGCGUACAGGUUCAGGUGAUUCCAGAAGAUGGUGCUAUCAUUGAAGAUUCAGAAGCUGAGGAUAAGAUUAAUCCUGACGAAAGAUUGCCGCAACGCGACUUAGAUAAGAGAAUACAACAUGAAAAUGAGUACAGCGAUAGUGAAGAUGAAGGCGAAGGUGGUCGAAGAGACAACAGAUCAUUCAAAGGAUCUAGUCGAAAGCGACCGCGCUUGGAGAAAGGUCAGGAGAGCAUGGACACUGAUAUAAAGAAAGAGGACGAUCUCAAAUCGGAUCCGAAAGAAAAUGAGAAAGACGAGAAGACAAAUCCCACGAAUGAGGAGACGAAGAAAGAUGGCGGAGCGAAUCCCUGAUAAACGAUUGUUCUAAUGUGUCUGAGGAAAUGGAAAGAUGUCUUUAUUUAAAUUUAACAUAUAAUCAAGUUUAAGUGAUUUAUGUGACAGGAGCAUAUUGGUGCAUAGAUGUCCGCUGCCUCUACUUUGCCUCGCCAUUCGAAAGAUCCCCUUGUUUUUGCGUUAAAAAAUCCGGAAAAAAUUUUCAAAUUCUCACAAAUAACGAAUCUGUUUCUGGCAGCGCCAUCGUCGCCGAGAUUUACACGUAUGAGCGUGUAUGUAGCUUAAUACGCUCCACAAUUUUAAUCGUAGACUGAUAAAUUAAAAAAUGUGCAAAUAUUUUCAAAUCAGCGCUUCUCUUUCAGAACAAUCAUCUGCGAUUGAAAACAAUUGGAACAGAAUGCACGGUGUCCCGAUCGAUUCAAGAUUUUAUAAUCUGACCGCGGUUCUCUUUAUAUAUACAUAUAUAUGUUCAACACGCAUAUGUCAUCAUCUCAACUAGUCAUCAUGUAAGCCAAUAAUUCCGAGGGACCUUUCUGUGUAUCAGUCGAUUCUAGAAGUUUACGUAAACUCGCGUCAGCCUUUCGUAGAUUUGAAGAUUAUAAGAUAUUGGCGACCUUUCAGGGCACCGAGCCGAUUCUAUCGUUCUAAUACUCCAAUCAAAUUUCUAACGGUUGCAUAUAAUGAAUAUAUACGCCAUAUAAAGCGGAACAUUUAAAGCUAUAUUCUCUAAUGUCUUCGUUGCACACAAAUAUCGUGCAUGUCUAAGAAAUUAGCAAUAACGAAAGUGGAACUUUCUCCUUGUCGUAUUUUUUCUUUAAGCUUAACUCAAGCUUUCUUUAUUUCAUCUGUUUUCUACAUGAGCAACGGGUACAUUUCGGAUAUAUCGUUUUGAACGUCCCACUUUGUAUAACGUACGAUUGCUCGUGCUGUUGACGCAAUACACGUCGCGUCGUACGGUGAACCGAACUAUAAGUCCAUGAAACAAUAAUACUAUCGAAGAGCCAAGAUUGAUUUAUAGGACUGGAACGGUUCGACGAAUUCGUUUGCUUCCUACUCUUGUACAUACACAACACAAAAUUAAUCUUAAACAAAGCUCUUGCACGCAAUAACGACACAAUAGUGAUGAAAAUCGUCAUUUUUCUUGAAAGUGUAAAGUAUUUCGUCUCUUAUGUAUUACUCGAAAGAAUAGUGGGAAUAGUUCUUUUUAGCAAUUUCUCUGUUCAUCUGUAAACGAGAGUAUAUUUCUAGCCGAGACAAGAUAUUAACGUCGGCCGAUAUUCGCGUGCGUUAUUCGUAUUUACGUGCAUUCAUUACCAGGUAACCUUGUAAGAUAAAUUUCAAUGUUGUCACUACUACAUGACGAACCAGAGAGAUGUUAAAAAGGAAGAAAAAGAAUACCCACCGAUUAUUUCGAGUGAUACACGAACGAUGCAAACAAAACGAUCAGCAAGUGCAAGAAAGAGUAAAAUUAAAUUAAAGUGAAAUUAUGGCGGUUGAGAAAUAUAUCGAUUUCAAGUGUAGCUGUAGAAUCUUAAGACAUACAUUAGGCUAGGUUCUCUAAGAAAUAUGAAAAUUAUUCUCGUGAUGAAACAGGUCUCUCCAUUUCUGCAAGACAAAGAUUCAAGAUUGCGAAAACGUAGCUCCAAUUUCGCACGAAGAACGAGGCCUGCGAUCGCUCGCAUUCUCGAUGUUUCUGCAACAAUGAUUGUGAACUCUGAUCCUUAAGUUACGUAUUUUCCUUGAAUUUCCAUUCGUGCGCGACAACAAUAAACGUGCAUUUUUUGACAUCAAUUUUAUGUACAUAAAAUUAUCUUUUCUUCAAGAUGUCGGAUCGGAACAAUCGAUUCUCUUCGCGUCCUCUAAAUUAGGGAAUCAAUCGUGACCAAUCUUUUCACCUAAUGUGAAUUCGUGAAAAGUGAAAAAAUCUAACUUUGAAAAUAGAUAAAAAUGUUCACUUCUCAAGUUUAUGUUGGAGGAAAAGAUUUAUCACCUCCAAAUACUGCAAAAUUAUUCACUUAUCAUGAUUUCAUGUUAGAGAUAAAGAUUACAUGAUUGAUUAAUAAUAUCAAGUUCACGUGAAAUGUUCAUGAUUGAUGCCCAGAUCGAACACGUCGAUUUUACUUGUAAUAAUAUCUGUAACUGACCGAUACCUACCUACCUACCUACCCACUAUACAAAAGUAAGAACAAAUUCGAAGUGACAUUGCGUAUAUCUUUGAAUCGACCCGAAAUACAGAUCAAGUAUUAUAUAUUUAUGUCCACGCGUAAAAGUACAUACAUAUAUGUAUAUAUAUA
This is a messenger RNA of Odontomachus brunneus, 3919 nucleotides long. RefSeq names its product histone deacetylase HDAC1 (gene HDAC1). The transcript has 9 exons. The record is from RefSeq and is a predicted model, not a curated record. Lineage: Eukaryota; Metazoa; Arthropoda; Insecta; Hymenoptera; Formicidae. Gene Ontology annotation, molecular function: histone deacetylase activity. Bases 141 to 1643 code for a protein of 500 amino acids.